Candida dubliniensis CD36 is the source of this 2841-nucleotide messenger RNA. RefSeq names its product trifunctional formate-tetrahydrofolate ligase/methenyltetrahydrofolate cyclohydrolase/methylenetetrahydrofolate dehydrogenase (gene MIS11). Bases 1 to 2841 code for a protein of 946 amino acids. Gene Ontology annotation, biological process: tetrahydrofolate interconversion. Lineage: Eukaryota; Fungi; Ascomycota; Pichiomycetes; Serinales; Debaryomycetaceae. Gene Ontology annotation, cellular component: cytosol. The record is from RefSeq and is a predicted model, not a curated record. Gene Ontology annotation, molecular function: methylenetetrahydrofolate dehydrogenase (NADP+) activity; methenyltetrahydrofolate cyclohydrolase activity; formate-tetrahydrofolate ligase activity. The transcript has a single exon.
AUGGUAGCUGAACUUAUUGAUGGUAAAGCCAUUGCUUUGGAUCUUCGUACUAAGAUCCAUGAUGAUAUUGCUCAAUUUCAAUUAAAACACCCAGAAUUUAAACCUCAUUUAUCGAUUAUUCAAGUUGGUGACAGACCAGAUUCUAACACGUACGUCAAAAUGAAAUUGAAAGCAGCUGAAGAAGCUAGUAUUGGUUGUGAACUUAUUAAAUUACCUGAAGAUAUCUCUGAAUUUGAAUUGUUGAGUCAAAUUGAAAAGUUGAACAAUUCAUUGGAUGUUGAUGGGAUUUUAGUACAAUUGCCUUUACCUGGUCACAUUGAUGAAGCUAAAAUUACUGAUGCCGUUUUAGCUGACAAAGACGUUGAUGGGUUUGGUCCAUUCAAUGUUGGGGAAUUGGCCAAAAAAGGUGGUGAACCAUUAUUUUUGCCUUGCACACCAAAGGGGAUCAUGCAUUUGUUUGAGAAAUCUAAAAUUGAUCUUGAAGGUAAAGAUGUUGUAGUUUUGGGGAGAUCAGAUAUUGUUGGUAAACCAAUUGCCCGUUUACUCACUAAGGCUAAUGCAAAUGUUACUGUUGUUCAUUCCAAAACCCCAUUAGAAAAACUUAAAAAUUACUUGGCUGAUGCCGACAUUAUUGUUGCCGCCAUUGGACAACCACAAUUUAUUAAAGGUGAAUGGUUAAAGGAUGGUGUUGUAGUUAUCGAUGUUGGCACCAACUUUAUUCCUGAUGCUAGUAAAAAAUCAGGCCAACGUAUGGUUGGUGACGUUGAAUUUGAAUCUGCUAAAGAAAAGGCUAGUUUCAUCACCCCAGUUCCAGGUGGUGUUGGUCCAAUGACAGUUGCUUGUCUUUUGGAUAAUGUUGUCAUUGGUGCCAAAAAACAUUACAAGACCAACAAUGAGACACCAAAGUUCACCAACCCUUUAAAAUUGCAUUUACAAAAACCAGUUCCUUCCGACUUUGAAAUUUCUCGUGCUCAGCAACCAAAAAGAAUUACUCAAGUUGCUGAAGAAGCAGGUAUUUUGGAUGCUGAAUUAGAACCAUUUGGUUUUUACAAGGCCAAAGUUUCCCUUGAUAUUUUGAAACGUUUGAACAACAAAGUUAAUGGUAAAUAUGUUUUAGUUACUGGUAUUACUCCAACUCCUUUAGGUGAAGGUAAAUCUACUACUACUGUGGGAUUGGCACAAGCUUUGGGUGCUCAUUUGAAGAAAAAUGUCUUUGCCAAUGUCAGACAGCCAUCUAUGGGCCCAACAUUUGGUAUCAAAGGUGGUGCUGCCGGUGGUGGUUACUCACAAGUCAUUCCUAUGGAUGAAUUCAACAUGCACGUUACGGGUGAUAUACAUGCCAUAACAAUGGCCAACAACUUGUUAGCUGCAGCAAUCGAUACAAGAAUGUUUCAUGAAAGCACCCAAAAGGAUGGUCCUUUGUACAGAAGAUUAGUACCAGAAAAGAAAGGUGUCAGAAAAUUCACCCCUUCAAUGUUGAGAAGAUUAGAAAAGUUGGGAAUUACCAAAACUGAUCCUAAUGAAUUGACCCCAGAGGAGAUCACACAAUUUGCCAGAUUGGACAUUGAUCCGGAAUCCAUUACUUGGAGAAGAGUUGUUGAUUGUAAUGAUCGAUUCUUGAGAGGAAUUACUGUUGGUCAAGCACCAACAGAAAAAGGGUUCACUAGAGCCACUGGAUUUGAUAUCACUGUUGCUUCGGAAUGUAUGGCUAUCUUGGCAUUGGCCAACUCCUUAGAAGAUAUGAGAGAAAGAUUAGGUAAAAUGGUUAUUGGGUCUUCCAAAGCUGGAGUUCCAAUUACUUGUGAAGAUAUUGGAUGUGCUGGUGCCUUGACAGCCUUGUUAAAAGAUGCCAUCAAACCAAAUAUUAUGCAAACAUUGGAAGGUACCCCAGUUUUCGUUCAUGCUGGUCCAUUUGCCAAUAUUUCCAUUGGUGCUUCAUCUAUUUUAGCCGAUAAAAUGGCUUUGAAAUUAGCCGGUACUUCUACUGAAUUGUCUGAAGAAGAAAGAAAAGAACAAGAAGGUUAUGUGGUUACUGAAGCUGGAUUUGAUUUUACUAUGGGUGGUGAAAGAUUCAUUAAUAUCAAAUGUAGAUCAUCAGGAUUAGUUCCCGAUGUCAUUGUCAUUGUUGCCACUGUUCGUGCAUUGAAAGUUCAUGGUGGUGGUCCAGAAGUCAAAGCUGGUGCACCAUUGGCUCCAGAAUACACUCAAGAAAACGUUGAGUUGUUGAGAAAAGGUUGUUCCAACUUGGCCAAACAUAUUGCCAAUGCCAAGAGUUAUGGUUUGCCAGUAGUUGUUGCCAUCAACAAAAUGUCUUCUGAUUCCGACAAAGAACAUGAAGUUAUCAGAGAGGAAGCCUUGAAAGCUGGAGCUGUUGAUGCUAUUGUAUCCAACCAUUGGGAAGAAGGUGGCAAAGGUGCUGUUGAUUUAGCUCAAGGUGUUAUCAAUGCUGCCAAUUCACCAGAAAAGAAUUUCAACUUUUUGUAUGGAUUAGAACCAUCAGUGGAAGAAAAAAUUUCUACUAUUGCCAAGGAAAUGUAUGGUGCUGGUGAAGUUGAAUUUUUGCCAGAAGCACAAAAGAAGAUUGAUCUUUAUACUAAACAGGGUUUUGGUAAAUUACCUAUUUGUAUUGCCAAAACACAAUAUUCAUUGUCACAUGACGCCAAUUUGAAAGGUGUUCCAACUGGAUUCAAAUUCCCAAUCAGAGAUGUUAGAGCUUCAAUUGGUGCUGGUUACUUGUAUGCUUUGGCGGCUGAAAUUCAAACCAUUCCAGGUUUGCCAACUCAUUGUGGAUUUAUGAAUGUUGAAGUCAAUGAAGAUGGUGAAAUUGAUGGAUUGUUUUAA